Molecule: messenger RNA, 6464 nt
Organism: Clupea harengus (Atlantic herring)
Lineage: Eukaryota; Metazoa; Chordata; Actinopteri; Clupeiformes; Clupeidae
Product: receptor-type tyrosine-protein phosphatase mu-like
Exons: 36
Coding region: 644-5251 (1535 amino acids)
Biological process (GO): protein dephosphorylation
Cellular component (GO): membrane
Molecular function (GO): protein tyrosine phosphatase activity; protein binding
Source: RefSeq, a predicted model, not a curated record
UUGGAGUAUUGAGUAUUAUACUAAUUUAAACUAUUUAUUCAGAAGAAUGGAAAGUGGUGUGUUGAACAACUGCUAUCUGUAGGGAUGAGAUAGCUGGACAACAUUGUUAUGCAAUAAGGCUACAACUGUGCACACCUAUAGCUUGAGACAAUUUUAUUUUUAGGCGCUAUAUAAAUACAAUUGAAUUUAAUUGAAUUGAACCUGCGAAGGUUUACAGUGCACCAUCAGAUGAGGGACGAGAUCUGUAUUCUGCUUCUCAUGUCCAGACCAGCCAACUGCUUGAUGAAGGCAUCCCUGCACAGCGUGUGCGGUCCGCGCGUCUGUGAGACUGCGCUGGGAUCCAUCAUCUAACCGGAGCGCAUGUGAGAUGCGCUGCGCUCCACGGGGAUUCUCGAGAGGAAUAGCGCCAUCUGCCUGAAACAUUGCGGGGUAAUUCCUCCGUCUCACUGGAAGGAUUCCUGCGCCCCGUGCAUCCCGAGCGUGUUCAGUGUUUCACGUUGAGUCAUGUAGGCAGCCCGAAUGUAACGAAACAUGGGAAAUAUGGUUACAUGUGACGACAACUUACUCUCAAUAAACAAAGAAAGAAGAAAGAAGACCUGUUCGUGUUGAUAGUGCGUUUGAUGCGAACCUCUGCGAAGCUUCGAUGAUGGAUAAAGUUGUAAUUUGUUUCUUCGCUGCAGCCAGUUUACUGGUCUCAGUCCGGGGACAAAUGUUUAAAGGUGACUGCAACUUUGAGCGGCCCUACUCCUCCUGUGGCUACAGUCAGGGACGCGACGAUGACCUGGACUGGGAACAGGCCAACACCCUGGAGAAGCCACCUACAGACCAAUGGAUGCCCACAGGCUCUGCCUUCAUGAUGGUGAACACAUCGGGGCGUUUUGGGGGGCAGAAGGCUUUGUUGCUCUCUCCCCAGCUGAAGGAGAACGACACCCACUGCGUGCUCUUCCAGUACUAUGUGUCAGGCCGCGAGGGCAGCAGCCCAGGGCACCUGAACGUCUACGUGAAGGAGAACGGCAGCCCGCUGGGCAUGCCCGUGUGGAACUCCUCCGGCCCACCCUCACGCAGCUGGGCACAGGUGGAGCUGGCCAUCAGCAUUUACUGGCCCAACUUCUACCAGAUUGUUUUUGAGGUCGUAACCUCUGGACGCAAAGGUCUGAUUGCUAUUAAGAAUGUGGUUAUCCUAGGACAUCAAUGCAUGAACACACCUCAUUUCCAGACCAUCAAAGGCGUGGAGGUGAACGCAGGGCAGACAGCGACAUUUCACUGCACUGUAAAUGGCCUUCACAAAGACAACUUCUAUCUCUGGCUACAGGGCAUCAGUGGGCGAGAGGCCCCCAUGAAGGCUACUAAGCCCUGGAACAACCGGCGCUUCAUCGGGACGUUUGAUGUGGAGAACACCACCAAAGGAGACUCCGGACGCUACCGCUGCUUAGUGCAUUCUGGGACAGGGGUGGGGGUGACCAACUAUGGAGCUCUUACUAUCAAACAGCCCCCCGUUCCCAUCGCCCCUCCCCAGCUGACAGCGGUGGGCGCCACCUACCUGUGGAUCCAGCUGAAUGCCAACUCCAUCAAUGGCGACGGCCCCAUCGUGAACCGUGAGGUGGAGUACCGGACCCUGAGCGGGAGCAUGUACGACCUGCAGCCUGUGGAGAAGGCCACGCACAAGAUUGGCCACCUGGACCCCGACACUGAGUACGAGAUCAGCGUGCUGCUCACCAGGCCCCUGGAGGGAGGCACCGGAGCACCGGGACCCCCCCUCAGGGCAAAGACCAAGUGUGCAGAGCCCAUGCAGGGCCCGCGUCAUGUGGAGGUGGUGGACGUGCAGGCCAGGCAGGUCACCGUGCGCUGGGAGCCGUUUGGCUACAACGUCACGCGCUGUCACAGCUACAACCUGACGGUGCAGUACCGGGAACGUGUGAGAGGAGGCGCCGGCGAGCAGGAGCAGCAGAACCGGGAGGAGCUGUGCCUGGACACACUGAGCAGCGCACCGCAGCACACCAUCCAUAACCUCACACCCUUCACCAACCUCAGCCUCCGACUGCUGCUCCGGAACCCCGAGGGGAGCAAGGAGUCUGCAGAGAUCCACCUUCAGACAGACGAGGACGUCCCUGGUGCAGUGCCUCUGGACUCCAUCCAGGCCAGUGCGUAUGAGGAGAAGAUCAUCCUGAAGUGGAGGGAGCCGACUCAGACAUACGGAGUCAUUACUCAGUAUGAGAUGUCCUAUAAGGCAGUGAGCUCUUUCGACCUGGGGCUGGAUCUGUCCAAUCAGAGCGGCAGGGUGGUUAAGCAGGGCAAUGAGACGUCCCAUGUGUUCCUGGGGCUCUACCCCGGCUCCACCUAUUCCUUCACACUGAGAGCCAGCAGUGUCAAGGGCUACGGGCCCCCCGCCAUCACCCAGGCCACCACACGCAUAUCAGCUCCUUCUAUGCCUGCCUACGAUCAAGAGACGUCCAUCAACCAGACUGACAGCACUGUGACUAUUCUCCUAAAGCCAGCCAAGAGCAGAGGAGCUCCAAUCAGUCUGUAUCAGGUGGUGGUGGAGGAGGAGCGUCCUCGGCGGAGCCGCGGGGCUGCUGAGAUUCUCCGCUGCUACCCGCUGCCUGUGCACUUCCUCAAUGCCAGUCAGCCGGGCUCGCACUACUACUUCAGUGCCCAGUUCCCCGCCAGCCAGCUGCAGAGCCCCCGCUCCUUCAUCGUGGGCGACAACAAGACAUACAGCGGCUUCUGGAACGCACCGCUGCUGCCCCACAAGAGCUACAGCAUUUACUACCAGGCUGUCAGCACAGCCAACGGGGAGACUAAAAUAGACUGUGUUCGAGUCGCCACCAAAGCUGCUAUCCUGCUGACUCAGCUCACUACUCCAUAUCUGCGUGUGGCUCCUGCUGCCGGUGACAACCAGCUAACAGGUGCGGCCACCCAUAAGCCAGAUGCUGUUGAACCAGAGAAGCAGACUGACCACACAGUGAAGAUUGCUGGGGUCAUCGCUGGGAUCUUGCUCUUUGUCAUCAUCUUCCUCGGUGUGGUGCUCCUCAUGAAGAAAAGAAGACACUAUCAGUCCUACACUUACUACCUGAAGCUGGCUAAGAAGCGUAAGGAGACCUUGAGCAGCACUCGGCAGGAGAUGACCGUGAUGGUGAACUCCAUGGACAAGAGCUACACAGAGCAGGGCACCAGCUGUGAUGAUGCUCUCUCCUUUAUGGACACACACACCCUCAACACCAACGCCAGAACAGCUGUGUCAUCACCAUCCUCUUGCACUGUGAAGAGCAACACACUCAGCAAAACACUACCCAAGUCCUAUUACCCAGACCCACUGGUCCCAACGGCCAUCCUAGUGCCCAUUAAUGACGAGAGCCAGACGAUGGGCAGUGACACCAGUAGCCUGGUGCAGUCGCAUUCGCACUCGCUGACACACACCUUUAAGAAGCAGCGUGAGCGCGACCGCGAUCGGGACGGAUCGGUGGAGGGCGUCUCUUACCAGACAGGCCAGCUGCACCCUGCCAUCCGCGUGGCCGACCUCCUGCAGCACAUCACCCAGAUGAAGUGCUCCGAAGGAUACGGCUUCAAGGAGGAGUACGAGAUUAACGAGAGCUUCUUUGAAGGACAGUCCGCUCCAUGGGAUUCCGCAAAGAAAGAUGAGAAUCGGAUGAAGAAUCGCUAUGGAAACAUCAUUGCAUAUGAUCACUCCCGCGUACGCCUGCAGGCCCAGGAGGGGGAGCAGAGUUCUGAUUACAUUAAUGCAAAUUACGUUGAUGGCUACCACAGGCCAAACCAUUACAUCGCAACACAAGGACCCAUGCAGGAGACAGUGAUUGACUUCUGGAGGAUGGUGUGGCAAGAGAACACAGCUACCAUCGUCAUGGUGACCAACCUGGUUGAAGUUGGCAGGGUGAAGUGUUGUAAGUACUGGCCUGAUGACACUGAGGUGUACAGGGACAUGAAGGUGACUCUGAUUGAGACGCAGCUCUUGUCUGAGUACGUCAUCAGGACCUUGGCUGUUGAGAAGGUGUGUGUUCACCCACAGAGGGGAGCUCAUGAGAUUCGGGAGAUCCAUCUGUUCCACUUCACGGGGUGGCCGGACCAUGGUGUUCCCUACCACGCCACUGGGCUGCUGGGCUUCGUCCGGCGGGUGAAGGCCAAGAACCAUGCCAACGCUGGCCCCAUGGUGGUGCACUGCAGUGCGGGGGCGGGCCGGACUGGCUGCUUCGUUGUGAUUGACAUCAUGCUGGAUAUGGCGGAGAGAGAGGGCGUGGUCGACAUCUACAACUGUGUGAGAGAGCUACGAUCACGGCGCAUCAACAUGGUACAGACAGAGGAGCAGUACGUCUUCAUCCACGACGCCAUCCUGGAGGCGUGCCUCUGCGGUGACACCACCAUUCCAGCCAAUCAGCUGCGCUCCAUCUACUACGAGAUGAACCGAUUGGACCCCCAAACCAACUCCAGUCAGAUCAAGGAGGAGUUCAGGACGCUGAAUAUGGUGACUCCAACACUGCGUGUGGAGGACUGCAGCAUUGCUCUGCUCCCACGGAACCAUGAGAAGAACCGCUGCAUGGACGUUCUCCCACCUGACCGCUGUCUGCCCUUCCUCAUCACCAUCGAUGGAGAGAGCAGCAACUACAUCAAUGCAGCACUUAUGGAUAGCUACAAGCAGCCAUCUGCAUUCAUUGUUACCCAGCAUCCCUUGCCAAACACAGUGAAAGACUUCUGGAGGCUGGUGUUGGACUACCACUGUACCUCCAUCGUCAUGCUCAACGACGUUGACCCCGCUCAGCUGUGUCCUCAGUAUUGGCCAGAGAAUGGGGUCCAUCGCCACGGUCCCCUGCAGGUGGAGUUUGUGUCGGCUGAUCUGGAAGAGGACGUCAUCAGCAGAAUAUUCCGCAUCUACAAUGCAGCACGGCCUCAGGACGGCUAUCGGAUGGUGCAGCAGUUCCAGUUCCUGGGCUGGCCCAUGUACCGCGACACACCCGUGUCCAAACGCUCCCUCCUCAAACUCAUCCACCAAGUGGACAAGUGGCAGGAUGAGUACGACGGAGGGGAGGGACGCACCGUAGUACACUGUCUGAAUGGUGGUGGUCGCAGCGGGACCUUCUGUGCCAUCAGCAUUGUGAGUGAGAUGCUGCGACACCAGCGCGCUGUGGACGUGUUCAACGCCGUCAAGACGCUACGCAACAACAAACCCAACAUGGUGGACAUGCUGGACCAGUAUAAAUUCUGCUAUGAGGUGGCACUGGAGUAUUUAAAUUCUGGAUAAUUUUCCCAUGAUGCCCAGACAGGAACAGAGUUUUUGGGACCUAGAAGUGAUCUGAACUGAGGGUGUGCCUGUGUACGUGUGGAUUCUCUUGUCUUGCAGAAGUUGUAACUGUUUGGACAGUGUGUAUAUCUCUACAAACACAUUUCUGUUGGCCUGGCUUAUUCAUCAUCACUAUGGGACUCAUCCGGCUCUCAAGCGGUCAAGCUCUAAAGUCCUACGUUUCUGGAUCAUUGGAACAUUGGAAAACAAAACACAACUUUCCACUGGAGUAAAGGCAACCCUGGAAGUCCAGACACUCUCUUCUCUGCCCGCGCGCUGACCUCUGAUCCCGAGGUUACCGUGGCCUUCAUGCCAGAUUACGGUGUGGUUUGUGAGCGUCCUCCCAUCGGCUUCAGUGAAAGUGUUUGGUUUGAAAAUGUUUUUACCGUGACAUGAAUAUUUUAUACCCACCCUUUCUGCUGACUGCCUUGGUACAGAUUGAAGAGAGAGAAUAUUCCAGAUGGAUGGCAGUUUACUAUCACAGCAGUAUUGCAUUUGUCAAAGAGUCAAGUGUAUAUAGCCUAUAUACCAUGCAUUAUAUGUCAUUCUAAGAGCUUAAAAUGUGAGUUAUGAAGUGAUUUGAUAAUAAUGCGAUACCUGUUAAACUAUUUUUUUUUUUUUUAUCAAUUGCAAAACCAGACCACAUAUGCCUGAUUGGUCUGAGAUAACGUCAGAAUCAGCGCUGAGUAGCCUGCGAUCUGGACUGGCUGGAGGACAGGAGGCACCCUGUUUAUAUAGAUAUUAUAUAUGAAUGCCUGUUGACUUCGCUUCGGUCUCUUGAGCUCUAUGCAUCAGUGUGCAGUCAGUUUUGCUCCGUGCUAAAGACAGCUGUAUGUGACUUUGAAGUGCGUUAAAGGCUAUUUUGGCAAAAGUGAAGACCCAUUGUUUUGACAGUGGUCACGUUUAAAGUAUCCAAAGGUUCUCUAUAUGCUAUGUUUCUCUGUCUCGGCCAUUCUUUCGGCGCUACUCCCAUUGAUAAUGUCAAUAUUGUAAAUAUUUCAAGCCUAGCAAGAAUAUUUAUUAUUUUUGGUGUUUUUUAUUUGUUUGUUUUUAACUUUUGUUGUGUGUGAGAAACAGUGACAAUCAUAGUUAAGGGUGAAUACAUUCUAUUGCACCGAUGAUAUUGUCAAAUUUGAAACCAUUUGGUUGAAAGAAAUUAAAUAUAUGACAUGUA